This is a messenger RNA of Plasmodium gallinaceum, 432 nucleotides long. Its product is annotated as conserved Plasmodium protein, unknown function. Lineage: Eukaryota; Apicomplexa; Aconoidasida; Haemosporida; Plasmodiidae. The record is from RefSeq and is a predicted model, not a curated record. Bases 1 to 432 code for a protein of 143 amino acids. The transcript has 2 exons.
AUGUACAGAACAUAUUCCGUUGAGCCAAUAAUAUACAACACUUACAACUGUGUUUAUCUGAAGCCAAAAAAAACAAUUAGUAGCCCUUUUUAUUAUCCUUUGGCUGUGACAGGGGAAUAUCUGUUAAGUUCAAAAACAGAGGGAUGUUGUAGUUCUACUAGAAAAUAUGCUUUAUAUCCAGAAAGCUAUUUUUACCCAAAUUAUUAUUAUUAUUAUUAUUAUUAUCCUUCAUACACUACAGAUAAUUCCUAUUUAAACAAUUAUACAUAUAAGGAUGAUGAUAAUACAGAAAAGAAAAAAAAUGAUUCAGAAAAAAAAAAAGAAUAUGAAUAUGUAGAUAGAGAUAAAUAUGUAUGCAACCAUUUUUCUGUGGAAUCUUCUUACGUUCCGAAAAGAGCUGUUUAUAUCCCACCGACUAUUAUUGUUCCAUGA